Messenger RNA from Penicillium subrubescens, 309 nucleotides. RefSeq lists its product as uncharacterized. Lineage: Eukaryota; Fungi; Ascomycota; Eurotiomycetes; Eurotiales; Aspergillaceae. The coding region runs from base 1 to 309 and encodes 102 amino acids. The record is from RefSeq and is a predicted model, not a curated record. The transcript has a single exon.
AUGAGUCAACCGUGUACGGAAUAUGGAACGCCAUUCGGAGCCUACGUCGCCCUGUCGGACGAACUAGACUUUCUCGUCGAUUGCGCCGGUGUUCCUCAGAAGCAAAAGCGCAUCCUAUGGCCAGUCGACUCUGUCAACAAUGGCGACAUCCGCCAGAACCGAGUCCCUGCCGGAAACCUCCCGAUACUUUGGAUUCAUGGGCUUCCGCAGUGUCCCGUUACCCAAGGAUACAUAACCUGUGCCCAAGACCAGCAUACCUCCCAGAGAAGCGAAAACGGCUUUGCACCCACCACGACAUUGCAAUUUUGA